Molecule: messenger RNA, 681 nt
Organism: Ctenocephalides felis (cat flea)
Lineage: Eukaryota; Metazoa; Arthropoda; Insecta; Siphonaptera; Pulicidae
Product: sialic acid-binding Ig-like lectin 5
Exons: 5
Coding region: 1-681 (226 amino acids)
Source: RefSeq, a predicted model, not a curated record
AUGGAUUGGACGCAUCAAAUGGAUAUUAAUAAUAAUGAGGUGUCAAGAAGUAGCUUAUUAAGACGAUCGGAGGGACAUCACCAUCAUGAAUUGCCACCAUUAUGGGUAAAAUUAAUCGGUUCCAACAAACCAGUGUCUUCAGGAAAAUCCAGUAGCGCCUCCUGCGAGGUUGUAGGGGCAAGUCCUGCUCCAAAAUUGCUGUGGACUUUGGGAGGAACUGCUCUUAAUAAUUCUUCACAAAUUACUUCAGAAGACAGAAAUACAACCACCAGCAGAAUAAUUUUCAUAGCAAAUGCAAACGACCAUGGAAAACUAUUAAACUGCCAUAUUGACACCGAAGGAAAAAAACCUUUGCAAGAUUCAUGGAAAUUGAACGUCCUACAUGCUCCGGUAAUAAGACUGACACUCGGAGCCCCCUUGAGAUCUCAGACUGUCAAAAAAGGGAGUGACGUGUAUUUGGAGUGCCACGUCAAUGCCAACCCUUUAAAAUACAUCGUUGAAUGGAAACACAAUGGUCAUAAAAUUGUAACAAACAACACGGAUGGAAUAAUAUCAACGAACAACAGUUUAGUAAUUCAGCACAUUUCCAAAGAAAAUGCUGGCAGCUACGUUUGCCAGGCUGAAAAUUCUCAAGGAAUCGGAUACAGCAACGAAUUGUCUCUAAAUGUCCAAUGUGAGUAA